Molecule: messenger RNA, 2070 nt
Organism: Nycticebus coucang (slow loris)
Lineage: Eukaryota; Metazoa; Chordata; Mammalia; Primates; Lorisidae
Gene: SLC75A1
Product: major facilitator superfamily domain containing 10
Exons: 13
Coding region: 514-1893 (459 amino acids)
Biological process (GO): transmembrane transport
Cellular component (GO): brush border membrane
Molecular function (GO): transmembrane transporter activity
Source: RefSeq, a predicted model, not a curated record
CCUCCAGCCCGGGCUGGGACAAGCUCCCCAAGCGACAGCACCAGUUCCUCCGCUGACCAGGCCCGGCCGCAGGAGAGGGGCCAGGCCCCAACCUGACCCCUGCAGCUUGACCCCUACUCCACUCAAGUCUCUUGUCCUCCCCAGCCCUGACCCGGGGCGCCUGAAAGCAGCGUGCCCAGAAACGUACUGAACCGAGGCCGCGCGGUCCAGCCAGGGGCUGUCCCCACGGGUGACCGCCGGGGCAGGAGGCGCCCACGUGUCGUGUUGGGACUGGGGGCAAGCAGGGUCCACCAGGGGUGGCGCACGCAGGCUGCAGGAGAAGAGGCCGUGGCUUGUCGCUCACCCAGGGCCCCAGCCGCCCAGCCCAAGGCCGGAAGAGGCGGUGCCGUGAUGUCACUUUCGGGGCGGUCGUGCCGGUCCCUAGCGUAGCACGCCCGGGUGUGUCCCACGUCCGUCUGCGGUCUGUCUGGAGCGCGCGGCCGCGGCAGCCAGGCCGGGUUGGAGCGGCCCACCAUGGGAUGGGGAGGCGGUGGCGGCUGCACUCCGCGCCCACCCAUCCGCCAGCAGCCGGCGCCAGAGCGCCGCGUGGUCACCGUGGUCUUCCUGGGCCUCCUGCUGGACCUUCUGGCCUUCACUCUGCUGCUGCCCCUGCUGCCUGGGCUGUUGGAGAGCCACGGCCAUGCCCACGAUCCACUCUACAGCUCAUGGCAGCGUGGGGUGGACUGGUUUGCCACAGCCAUUGGGAUGCCAGUGGAGAAGAGGUACAACAGCGUCCUGUUCGGAGGUCUCAUUGGUUCAGCCUUCUCCAUUCUGCAGUUUCUCUCGGCACCAAUCACUGGGGCCAUCUCUGACCACCUGGGGCGGCGCCCAGCGAUGCUGCUGUCCCUGACGGGUCUGGCUGCCUCGUAUGCCGUGUGGGCCACGUCUCGGAGCUUCAUGGCCUUCCUGGUCUCCAGGAUGAUUGGGGGCAUCAGCAAGGGUAACGUGAGCCUCUCUACAGCCAUCGUUGCUGACCUGGGCUCCCCUCCAGCCCGCAGCCAAGGCAUGGCGGUUAUCGGGGUAGCCUUCUCUCUGGGCUUCACACUGGGCCCCAUGCUUGGUGCCUCACUGCCUGUGGAGGCGGCACCCUGGCUCGCCCUGCUCUUUGCAGUGUGUGACCUGCUAUUCAUCUUCUGCUUCCUGCCAGAGACGCUGCCCCCGGAUAAGCGGGCACCCUCUAUUGCCCUGGGAUUCCGAGAUGCCACUGAUCUGCUCAGCCCCCUGGCUCUGCUGCGCUUCUCAGCUAUAGCCCGUGGCCAGGACCCACCCACUGGAGACAGGCUCAGCAGCCUGCGCCGCCUGGGCCUGGUUUACUUCCUCUACCUCUUCCUGUUCUCGGGCCUAGAGUACUCGCUGAGCUUCCUGGCACACCAGCGCUUCCAGUUCAGCAGCCUGCAACAGGGGAAGAUGUUUUUCUUCAUCGGCCUCACCAUGGCCACCAUCCAGGGUGCCUACACCCGGCGGAUCAGCCCUGGCAGGGAAGUCAAGGCUGUGAAACAGGCCAUCCUGCUGCUGGUGCCCGCCUUCCUCCUUGUUGGCUGGGGACACACACUGCCCAUGCUGGGCCUAGGACUGCUGCUCUACUCCUUUGCUGCUGCUGUUGUGGUGCCUUGCCUGUCCUCUGUGGUCGCUGGCUAUGGCUCACCAGGGCAGAAGGGCACGGUCAUGGGUACACUGAGGAGCCUAGGUGCUCUGGCCAGGGCUGCAGGGCCCAUGGUAGCUGCCUCAGUGUACUGGCUGGCCGGGGCCCAGGUCUGCUUUUCCGUGUGCUCUGGGCUCUUCCUGCUCCCCUUCUUCCUUCUGAGGACACUGGGGCAUCUGGAGGGUCCAGCGCAUAUGCUCAAGGCCGAGUAGCUGAGUACCUUCACCCCAUGGGGCCCAAGGAGGCCAGGUGGCUCGCUGCAACCUGGCCUCUUCUCACUCCUCUAAUGACUCCAAGGCUUUCAAGAUUUCUGUCCACUUGUUUUUAAAUCAGUGGCACAGGCCAUCCAGGUUUCUGAGUGACAAAAUAAAGCAGCUAUUUUGUACCAA